AUGUGGAAGUGCCGGCCCAGACAGCGAGACCUGUGCGGAGACGCCACACAUCGAGGGUCUAUGUACGGCGAAGAGGGCCCAGGCAAGCAAGAGAUUGGAGGUGAAGCCAAGCAGCUUCUCCGGCCCCACUACCUGUGCAACGUGCUGCUGUCGCUCACUUUCAUCGUGGCCAAGUCGGUGCCAGUAAUCUGCGAGUCGCUCUUCACCUACGAAGAUGUGUGCGAGAUCGACUCCCGCGAGCGCGAGAUCUUGAUGUUCCUCGCCGUCGUGAUCGUUUGGAAGGGCCGGAAAGCCACCAAUUGGCUGCACUACAUUUCGAACGUUUUCCUCUUCUCAAAGAUUGCCAGCGGGAUGCUGUUUCUGCGCGCUGACCCGCUGCUCGGCAUCGUCUACGUUUUCCUGGUGCUCGUGCUGGCCGUCGUUUUCCCGGAGCCGAUGUACGAUGGUCCUGAAAACAUCACCUAUUUCCAGGGCGAAGGCCUCUUUCGCGAGCUCACCACAAACAAGAAGAACACCUGGAUCAUCAUGUUCUACACCACAUGGUCGCCCGACUGCCGCCACGUCAACCCGAUCUUCGCCGAGCUGUCGCAGCGCUUCGAGCUGGCCAACCUCAAGUUCGGCAAGCUGGACAUCGGGCGAUGGGCCGCCGAAGGGGAACGCUUCCGCGUCAACGCCCACCCAACCAGCCGGCAGCUGCCCACGAUUUGCGUGUUUGAAGAUGGAAAAGAGAUCCGGCGACGGCCGCUCGUCAACGACAAGCACCGCGCAAUCCCCUUCGUCUUCAACGUGGACAACUGCGUGCUCGAGUUCGACCUCAUCAACCUCUACAACAAGUGCAAAGACACCGCCAAGGGCAAGCAGCCGGCCGCCAAAAAGAACGAG
Molecule: messenger RNA, 882 nt
Organism: Mesorhabditis spiculigera
Lineage: Eukaryota; Metazoa; Nematoda; Chromadorea; Rhabditida; Rhabditidae
Source: the annotation of a GenBank genome assembly